This is a messenger RNA of Zophobas morio, 878 nucleotides long. Its product is annotated as tRNA (guanine-N(7)-)-methyltransferase-like. Bases 20 to 871 code for a protein of 283 amino acids. Gene Ontology annotation, biological process: tRNA methylation; RNA (guanine-N7)-methylation. The record is from RefSeq and is a predicted model, not a curated record. Lineage: Eukaryota; Metazoa; Arthropoda; Insecta; Coleoptera; Tenebrionidae. Gene Ontology annotation, cellular component: tRNA methyltransferase complex. Gene Ontology annotation, molecular function: tRNA (guanine(46)-N7)-methyltransferase activity. The transcript has 6 exons.
UCUAAUCCUCGGGCGUAGUAUGUCUCUACCUCAAAAACGCUUCUUCCGGCAGCGAGCUCAUUCCAACCCCUUAGCGGAUCACUCUUUAGAAUUCCCUUCAUGUCCAUCUAAAAUGGAUUGGUCAGAGCAUUUUCCCCUUUUUUUUACCAAGUUGGGGGAGAGAUUUAACGACGAAGAGAAUUCCAUGAAAACCAAAAAAAAAGUUGAAUUUGCGGAUGUGGGUUGUGGUUACGGAGGUUUACUUGUUGGUCUAGCUGAUACUUUUCCUGAAGUUUUAUCUUUGGGGCUGGAACUUCGUGCUAAAGUUGCGGACUAUGCUCAUAAAAAGAUACUUGGUUUAUUUAUCACGCAAAAAUUACUUUUUUUGGCUUACAAUUGUCUUCAAUUAGCUUUAAGGGAACAAAACAAAAGUACAGGAAAAUACCAAAAUAUCUCCAUCGUGAGGGCAAAUGCCAUGAAAUAUUUACCCUACUUUUUUGAAAAGGGUCAACUAAAAAAAAUAUUUUUUUUGUUUCCGGAUCCUCAUUUUAAAAAAUCUAAACACAAAUGGCGGAUAAUUAGUCCUCACUUGCUUUCCGACUACGCCUACUUUUUGGCGGUAGGAGGUUUACUUUACACAGUUACGGACGUAGCAGAAUUAUACGAAUGGGAGAUUAAACAUUUAUCAGAACAUCCUUUAUUUAUGCGCAUUUCAAACGAGUCUUUGAAAGGAGAUGCCACUGUGGAUUUGAUCUUAAACAGUUCGGAGGAAUCCAAAAAAGUAACUCGUCAGGGUGGAGAUAACAAAAUGGGAGAGAAAUAUUGGGCUGUUUUUCAACGCGUUGAAGAUCCCUUUAUAAAACUUGAAAAAAAUACACCAUCGGAAGUUUAAAGCGGCA